AUGAACCCAGAUGACCAGCAAAGAAAGAACAGUCUACUGCGAGCGUGCAUCAAGAGUUAUUUCUUGUCCUUUCUUUCUCCAGUCAUACCGCGACUAUGUCUCUCAGUGUUCACGUUCGCCCAGCCAUUUCUCAUCAACACCACUGUGAGCUUCGUCGGCCAAGAGAAGCCUGAUGCCAACUUCGGUAAAGGGCUCAUCGGCGCAUGGGCUCUGGUUUACCUUGGCAUUGCUGUCAGCAACUCGAUAUUCCAGUAUCACAAUCUGCGCUUCACAACGAGAUUGCGCGGAGGACUGGUUGCACUCAUUUAUCAGCAGGCAAUCAACACUCGAGAGGCGGACACGGGCGACAUAACUGCGGUUGCCCUCAUGGGCACUGACGUAGAGCGCAUUCACAUGUCAAUGUCUGUAUUUCACUUGCUCUGGAGCUCAUUGCUUGAUAUCAUUAUCGCAAGCUGGCUUCUGGGGCUCCAGCUCUCACUUGCGUGCCUUGCUCCAAUCAUACUGGUUCUUGUCUUCAUUGCCGCGAUGUCCAAGGUAUCGGUGGCCACGAACACAGCUCAAAAGCACUGGAUUGAAAAGAUACAAGAGCGCCUUCGAGUGACCACGACAAUGCUCAGUGAGAUGAAAGCUGUGAAGAUGCUAGGACUCACUCAAGUCAUGUCGAACACGGUCCAGAAUCACCGCACCGACGAGAUCGAGACCUCGAAGUCUUUCAGGAAGCUGUUGGUAGCGACGUUAUUGCUUUCCCUCAGCCCGAUCAAUCUCGCCCCUAUCGUGACCUUCGGUAUCUACGUCAUCAUCUCCGUCUACUGGAAAAACGAUACCCUGUUGCCGGCGCAGGCAUUCACGUCAAUUGCUUUAAUAUCUUUGCUAACUACACCGGUCGUCGCCUUCAUUCAGAUCUUGCCCAUGGUCGUUCAAUCGUUAUCCUGCUUCGAUCGCAUCCAAGAUUUCUGUAAUUACAGCUCUCCAAGAAAGACUAAAGAUCAGCGUGUCAACCCAUCUUCCUCAAACUCCCAGACAGCUUUGCCAGCGAGGAAAGGGCCUACAGAGCUACCACAGUCCAGCCGUCCCUCUCAAGAACCUAUUUUGUCUUUCAGCGGCGAAAGCUUUGGUUGGAAGGAAGAGCAGAGUUUACUUCAUGAAAUCAACGUUCAAAUCCAGCCCAAUACUGUCACGACCAUUGUGGGGCCUGUUGGAAGCGGCAAGUCAAACCUCCUCAGCGCCAUGCUGGGGAACAUGAUCAGAACAUCACCGAUGACGAACAGAUGUGGAGAUGAAAGAGGCUGCAAUGAAGAGAUCGCAUAUUGCUCGCAAACUCCAUGGCUAGAGAACGGAACAAUUCGACAGAACAUUCUCGGUGUCUCGGCCUACGAAGAGAAAUGGUAUGACACAGUUGCGCUCGCAUGUGGGCUUGAACCAGACUUUCAAGCCUUGCGCAUGGGUGACUUCACUAUUGUUGGUAGUCAAGGCGGCAACCUCAGCGGCGGUCAGAAGCAGCGAAUUGCUUUGGCAAGGGGAAUCUAUGCACGAAAGCGCAUCGUUAUUCUGGACGACAUCUUCAGUGGGAUGGAUGCCCGCACUGCGCAUCAUGUCUCAACCUGUUUGAUCGGACGUGACGGACUUCUACGGAGACAGCGCGCGUCCGUUAUUAUUGCAACUCACAGCCACAGGAUCAUGGGCCUAGCCGAUAGCAUAAUCUCGCUGGACGGUGGCAGAGUGCAAGAAAUAGGCAGGCCCAUGGACCUGGUGCAAGGUCAAGGCUACGUCAGCAAGCUCGGGCUCAUGUUAUCCCCUGACGAAGAUGUUGCCAAUGAUUCCGCAUCCUCUGUUGAGCCUGAGGCUUCUGAGAAGAACCAGGGAGAAAAAUCUGAAAUGGGGAAUCAUAGAGAACAGAUACACACGGAUGUCAGACGGAAGAACGGCGAGAAGGCAGUUUACCUUUACUACUUGAAAAGUGCAGGCUGGAAAGCUAUUGUCAUGUACACGGCAGCUGUCACAUCAUGGUCUUUCUUUUCGGAAUUCUCCACCGUCUGGGUCAAAUGGUGGUCCGAGUCAAAUUCUUCUAAUGCAAACCAGGACGUCGGAUAUUUCAUGGGUAUCUAUGCCUUGUUCGGGGUUUUGGGAACACUUAGUUCCUCAAUCGCCGCCUGGUUCGCAUUCAUCGACAUCAUAUCUAAUACAGCAUUGAAAUUGCAUUCAGACCUUCUUCAGACUACUGUUUCCGCAACAUUUGCUUUCUUCUCCAAGACAGACAAUGGAGAAAUAUUGAACAGAUUUAGUGAGGAUAUGCAGCUGCUGGAUAUGGACUUGCCAUCAAACUUGUUGAACUAUACAUCAACCGGCGUCACGAUACUUGCUAAAGUCAUCAUCCUGGUCGUAUUCUCUCAGUAUCUCGGAGGUACCCUACCAUUCCUCUGCGCCAUACUCUACUUGCUGCAACGCUUCUAUCUUCAGACAUCGCGACAAGUCCGUCUCCUCGGUAUUGAGGCAAAAGCACCUCUUUACACCCACUUUUCCGAGUCGGUAGCCGGAGUUGCCACAAUUCGGGCCUUUGGGUGGCAAGAACAAUACCAAGCACGCAAUUACGAGCAUGUUGACGAAUCGCAGAGACCCAGCUACACCCAGGGCUGCAUCCAGGCAUGGCUCACUUUCGUCCUCAACCUAAUCGUAGCCGUAUUAGCAGUGAUACUGGUGGUUAUUGUCGUAACGUGGCACCACAAGUUUAGCGCUGGAAGCGUCGGUGUCAGCCUCGUUAUGAUCAUUGGCUUCAGCGAGGUGUUGGCUCGUCUCAUUCAAAGCUGGACAAAGCUGGAGUCCAGCAUCGGUGCAGUUGCUAGAGUGAGACGAUUCGUCUCGGACACUGAAACCGAGUCGGCGGCUGGAAGAUGGACACCGCCAGUGAACUGGCCGCAAACCGGAGCUGUGACGUUUUCGGACGUUGUGGCGUCUUAUGGGUCUGACGCUUCACCUGUUCUCAAGAAACUAUCGCUAGCUAUCGGAGGCGGCCAGCAUGUAGCGAUUUGCGGCCGGUCUGGAAGUGGCAAAACCUCCUUGAUCAUGACUCUGCUGCAAAUGACAGACAUGAAAGAAGGCAGGAUUGACAUUGACGGGGUUAAUGUCUCGAACCUGCUGCAAUCCGAGCUUCGCGCAUCCCUCAACGUCAUUCCCCAGGAUCCAUUCUUGAUGCCUGGGACUAUUCGCUUCAACCUCAACCCUUACGGAAAUAGUCUAGAUGACGACAGAUUCGUUGAAGCACUUAAAAGAGUUGGCGUUUGGUCACUCGUGCAAGAUCAGGGUGGUUUGGAUACAGAAAUGAACGUCAACGCGUGGUCAGCUGGCCAGAAGCAACUUCUCUGCUUGGCCAGAGCCAUGCUACGACAAUCAAAAGUUUUGAUAUUGGAUGAGGCAAUGAGCAGUGUGGACAGCGAGACAGAGGCAAUCAUGCAGAAUAUCGUUGAUUCUGACUUCAGGGACUGCACAGUUCUUGCCGUAAUGCACAGGCUCAAGCAUGUCACCCACUACGACAAGGUUGCCCUGUUGGGAGAUGGAAAACUUCUCGAGUUUGAUACCCCGGAAUCUCUUAUCUCCGGAGAGACUCAGUUUGCUGAGAUGUUCAAGAUGAAAGCAAACUAA
This is a messenger RNA of Colletotrichum siamense, 3636 nucleotides long. RefSeq names its product ABC transporter atnG (gene atnG-5). Lineage: Eukaryota; Fungi; Ascomycota; Sordariomycetes; Glomerellales; Glomerellaceae. Gene Ontology annotation, biological process: transmembrane transport. The coding region runs from base 1 to 3636 and encodes 1211 amino acids. The transcript is spliced from 11 exons. Gene Ontology annotation, molecular function: ATP hydrolysis activity; ABC-type transporter activity; ATP binding. The record is from RefSeq and is a predicted model, not a curated record. Gene Ontology annotation, cellular component: membrane.